Messenger RNA from Phlebotomus papatasi, 4496 nucleotides. RefSeq lists its product as uncharacterized. Lineage: Eukaryota; Metazoa; Arthropoda; Insecta; Diptera; Psychodidae. The transcript is spliced from 4 exons. The coding region runs from base 148 to 4383 and encodes 1411 amino acids. Gene Ontology annotation, molecular function: protein binding. The record is from RefSeq and is a predicted model, not a curated record.
CACAAUUUGAAACAGUCAGAGUUUGCGUUUUUCUUCUUCGCGAGUCCUCAUCAGUAUCACAGUAUCAUUUUCUCCGUGAAAUUGUUGUUAAAAUAAUGUGAAAUAAAGUGUUUUCUGGUGCUCAAUAGUUAAUACUCAAGCGGGAGAAUGACACUGUGGCGAAUAAAUGUGGCUGAGUGGUCAUCUGACCAAGUUGUAGACUGGCUAAAAGGUUUGGACAAUUCCAUGUACCAUUAUGUGAAUUCGUUCACAAACAACGAAGUUGGUGGCCAGGAGCUCCUCAGCAUCCGACCCUACAUUCUGGAACAACUGGGCAUGUAUUCAAUCAGCCAUCAGGAAAUUGUCCUAGAAGCUGUGAAACUCCUGAGGAAUUUCCAUUACAAUUUAGACAAAGAAAAUCUUCAGUAUUUGGCACUCCAAGUGGCUUCUCAAGCGUGGAGUCUUCAUAAGCAAUUGACUUAUUGCAAAGACAAGAAUGUCAUUGAGACAAAUAUUCUCAAAGAAGUCACAAAUACUGUAGCUACAAUAAAGCCCCUGAUUGGGUGGCUAGAUAGGGCUCCAUUUAAGGGGCAACGUCAAUUCAAUGAGAUUCGAACACAAAUGCUUCGUUUGGGCCUUGAGAUGGCCACAAGUGCUCAUCGGGAUAGAUUUGCCGAUGAGCCGGUCAAUCAGAUUCAGACCAAUGCUGAGAAAUUGGCCAAAUUGGCAGAUUAUAUCAUUCAGGAUAUUUCUGAUCCCAUGCUCCUUCAGCCAGCGAGUUUGUUGCUCGUGACGCUGAAGAAGAAGGAAUCAGAGAUGGGAUUCAAUCUAAUGCCUGAUGUUCAUGGUGCUCACAAGAUAACGGACAUUCGAUACAAUUCUCCAGCUCAUUUGUCGGGGAAAAUUGAGGAGGGAGAUGAAAUUGUUCAGAUAAACUAUCAAACAGUUGUAGGAUGGCAGCAUAAGAAAGUUCUGCUGCAACUUCAUGAAUCCAAGCCAGAUGUUCUGUUGACACUCAAGAAGCGUCCUAAACAUAUGAAGAUCUACGGACAGAUCUAUAUGAAGCCCUAUCGCUUGCCGAGCAAGAAACGUGCCAUGCACUACAGAUGGGGCGAAACUCUGCCAAGCCCAAGGGCUGAACUCUUCUCCAUCAACGAUCUUCCUUUGCCACUUUCCCGCCCAAUUGAGAAGCAUGCCAGUGAUUCGGAUUCCGAUAGCAAUGGCAGUGAUAUUUUAACUCCAACUGAACCCAAGGCUCCAAAUGCUGAUCUUCCGCUGUUCCUGCAGAAGCCACGGCCAGUGCUGCAGAGGAGGAAUACAAUUUGUGGUGAUCAGACUUCCAGCUUCAAAAAUCUGGGAAAUGUGGUGUUCUGGCAGGAACGUAAAGAUAAAUCUGUGUCUUUUGGCCAUGGAUUGGAAAUCACCCCACGGCCAAAUACCUUCAUGGCUCUCAAGGGAUCGCUCCCGGAGAUCAUGUCAGAGAAAUGUGGAGAUGACCGGGUUGACCUGGAUAGGAAGGAGAGUGAGAAGCAAGGGGACACGGAGAAGGAUGAGGAUGGCGCUAGACGAAGUGGAGUGAGCAAAGUUGUACGAUUCGAUGCUGAUCUUCAAGAGUUUGACUCUGAAAACAAUUGCACUUUCAACGUGGACAACACUGUAAUUGAGACUUUUGAACCAAUUCCCUAUGCCGAUGAAGAUGUCCUGACAUCUCUCGAUUGUGGGAAUAUUGAACAGAGUCACAUGGCUACUAAAAUGACUCCAGAAAUGGGAGUUGUUCAGGCUAUAAAUACGGCCUUGAUCAAUAGCAGGGAGAGUCUGAGGAAGACCCUGGAGACACGAGCUUCCACGUCCACUUGUGAGUCCAGUGAUGACGAUGAUGUUCCUCCGGCAAUUGAGCCACGGAAGGAAUUUCUCCAGACAACUCCUCCGGCUCCACCGCCGCGUCCCAAGAAGAAUUUGGAUCCAUCGGGGGCGGCAGCGGCAGCGGGGGGUUUUAUCAGGGCGGGGAAUGGGUCAAAGGCAAGUGGAGUGGAUGAUGUGAAGACAAAAGUGGCUACUGUGGUUGAUUUGAAGUCCAGGGAGGCGUGUCAGAGUGUUGCUGAGGUGGUAAAUCAACAUAGAGUUGUGAUGCCUCAGCCGGCUCCUCCGCCAAAGCUGCCUACAAUGAGGCAUUUUCGGGAGGAGCCAUUUGAGGCUCUGGAGUUAUUUACGCCGCCCAAGACAAAGGGAUUGACGCUGAAGAAGAAAAAUUCGAUUCUGGCCAAGAGAAGGAGGGUGACACUGAAGUGUUUGACGGUGAGUGAUAUACAGGGGCAUCUGUACAGGAGGACAAAGGAUAAGAGUGGAGCGGCUUACUGGGCUAAAGGGUAUUUUGUUCUGGUGGAUACGGCACUGUAUGGAUUUAGGACGAAGGAUGCCGGGAAGGCUAAUUGUUUGAUCUUUCUGUCGGGCUUUACAGUGUCACUGGCCAAUGAGGUUCACUCCAAGGCAAAUGCCUUCAAAGUCUAUCACACUUCCAAGACUUUCUAUUUUGCCGCUGAGACACCCGAAGCGCUCAGUCAGUGGAUGGAAUUCAUCCGGAAUGCUGCCAUGAAGGGAAAUCCAGCCAUUGGACUGAACACUGAGGUUGAUCUCAAGGAGAUCUUUACGGAAACGGACAGUUCUGACGAUGAUUCGGAUUUGGUGACAAGGGGAGGUUUUGCAUAUGGGGGAAGUACGUCAAAUGUCAUGAGUUCGAGUUUGGGGAAGGGUGGGCAGGAGGAAGGGACCACGCCGGUGUCCACGAGUAAACAGGAAAAGUAUCAUUUGGGAUUUGGAUCACUGAAGAAAUUUACCAAGUCAAAUUUGCCAUUUACAAAGAGUGGAGAAAAAAAGUCAUCUCCGGACAUUCCUACGCCAACGGCACAGUUCAGGAGUUACCGGAAGGUGGUGAAUCAGGACGUGAAGCCAGUUGUGCAGAUUCCGGCGGUUUGUGUCGAAGUUCAGCCAGUUUCAGCACCACAAUCCAAGACAUCUUCAGUUGUCCAGGCUGAGAAAGGCGUUUCUGGAGGACUCAGCCCAAAUCCCGAGGAAUCCGUCUCGGCACUGAUGACCAAAAAGGCCAGGAGACCAGCACCGCUCAAUUACAUUCAUGCCUCAAAUCCCAAUCUUGUGGAUUUUGACUUUCACAUGUCCAAGACAAUUGACUUUGCCGUGCCCAAGAUUAAUAACACGUGGGAUGGUCAGCACAGUCUCCAGGGCUUCAUGACCCUCAAGGAUUUGAUGUUGCAGAAGCAGGCUGAGGAUGCCAAGGAAGUGUACAACAAUAGGGUGUUCCUGGGCAUGGAGAAGAAGGAAGAACGGGGAGUGAGAAAGAAGAUCCGGAAGAAUAGUCGAGAUGUGGACAAUGCCACGGGAAUGGGAAAGGUUCACAAUGAAAAUCCCAAAAUUGACAAAAUUCAGAGCCGGAGUUUACCCAAGACACCGGAUUAUGCUCAGAGUUUCAAGCCAGAUGAUGUGGAUAUAAUAAUGACGAGGAGCAAGGAAGGUUUAAAACUUCGAGAUUUUGGGUAUGAAUUCAUUUCGGGGGAUGAUCCACAAGAUCCGGGAAAACAGAAGGCUGAAGCUGAGAAGACAUGGCCAAAGAGGUCAGAUAAAGUGAGUCCAACUGUCACGAGUUGGUCAAAGAAGAAGGGCAAUUGGAUAAUUUCCAGUGAGAAAAAGGUGGAUGAGGAGAAAAAUACAAGAUCCGGUGGGAGUUUUAAGAAAUUCAAACCAGGAAAAUUUGACAAUAUCCUCACGACAAGUGACAAAAUGUUCUCCUUCAAGCAUGCCGAAAAGGAGGCUCAGAAGAUUCCGCUGAAACCCUUGGAAAAAUAUGCCGUUCUCAAACCUGUUUCUUCCUAUUCCCCCGUCACGCUGCCACAUGGCAAGAAAACCAAUCUGCAAGUGUCAGGAAUGACUUCAGCAGAUUCCAAGAAGAUGGGAAUGCUGCGGAAUGAUCUGAAAGAGAAUUUUAGUGGGGAUUCAGGAAGGAAAUCGAGUGUAGAACGAAGUGCUUCGUACUUUACCAAGUUGUCUUUCAGCAAUACAAAAGGGGGAGCCAAAGAGAAGAAACUUCUGGGUUCUCCAAGGCUCCAUAGAGCUCUGUUUGGUAGACAAAAUUCCACAGAUAGCAACAGUAUCUUCGAAACAAUCACCUUCCCGGCUACAACUUCUGGGAAUUCUCCCGUUGAGCCUCCAGCUCUAUUCCCACGGAAUCCAUCGACAACUUCCAGCAAUCCGAGUGGUCAGCAGAGCAAUGCUCAGUCUCCGGAUUAUCCCAAUUUGGAGUAUCCACCGGUGUUUGAGCCUGAGACUUAUUCCCUCAGUGAUCCCAGCACAAGUCUCACUCUGCUGCGCCGGAGGAACAAUAAGAACAAGUGAAAAGGUGUGCUUCUAUUGUGAAUUUAUUGGUGUCUUCUUGUAGCGAUGCCUUCUGCAUUUUAGUAUUCUCAAUCCGCAAUAAAAUGAGACUAUUCCUCCUCAAUUUGAUGGAA